Molecule: messenger RNA, 5667 nt
Organism: Plasmodium vivax (malaria parasite P. vivax)
Lineage: Eukaryota; Apicomplexa; Aconoidasida; Haemosporida; Plasmodiidae
Exons: 14
Coding region: 1-5667 (1888 amino acids)
Source: RefSeq, a predicted model, not a curated record
AUGGAAUUCACCUUCAAAUUUUACAAACACAAGCACCUGUUCCGGCUGAAGGAGGAGUGGAAGGACAUCGGGGCGCAUGUUUUGUACUGCUCCGGCGGGGAGGCGGUUGACAACGCGGCGGUGGAUGAGAAGCCGGUGAAAGGGGCAGCGGCGGAGCUGGCGGCUGUGGCGGCGCGUGGGCACAUCCCCUAUGCCGAAAUUGUGAACACCAUUCAGUACUCAUCCAUUUGCCUGUCCGUCUUUAACCAGCGAAGCGAAGUGGCAGGCAUUGUUUCCCUGGACUAUGAGCUAUGUGCAGGUUCCUUCAAAAAAAAAGCGCACGAGCAGGUACCCCUGGGUGAUAUCUACCAGGCUGUAUCAUUGCACAUAAAGGAGCAUUCCGUGGGGUCAAAUUUGUCCCCAAACAAUUCCCUAAUAAUCAAUUUAAUGGUCAGCAAGAAUGUGGACUACCUGGACGAGUUAUGCUCCUACGUGUUUUACACCUUUGAGGAUAUCGUUUUUAUUUUACUCUUUUUGGGGAAAAAAGAUGAGGAACAUUUCUCCUGCGAAAGGAUGAGCAGGUGUCUACACAUCGAUGUGAAGGAGCACCUGCAAAUGGAGGAGCUUCCAUAUGACCGAAUUGUCCUUUUCUGUAGAUACUCAUACGCUAGUAAGAUUUACAUACGCCCGACGAGCAGCUCGGAUGUAUACGAUCUGCAUCAACUGCUCAGGAAGUAUUCAGAACAAACUGGAGGGGAUGAAACUCACUACCUCAUUUACAACCUCAUUGAGAGCAAAACUGAGGAGGAUAUUCUCCUCUCCAUACUUAACCAUAAGAAGAAAAUCAUCGGAUUUGCGUGGCUAAAGAAAAACAUAGACGUGAAUGUGCUCGUCAACCUGUACAACUUGAAGGCCUACAACUACCUGCUGCGACGGGAGUUUUUCCAGGACGUUGCCCCCUGUUUGGUUCCUUUCUCUGAGGGGGCGAAAAACCUCAACAAGAAAAAAAAAAAAUACCUGUUCAUCCAAUUUAAGCAAUACAUUUUGAGCCAAAUCCGCGUCGAGUGUGAAGCCGACUUGGAAAAGAAGCACGAAAUUGGUGCGGACGUUAUUUAUGGCUAUUUGCGGGAGCAUUUGAUGGAGGACGUGGAGGAGUACGCCGCGUACUUUGCCAAGAAGGAUUUAGACACGAGGGUGAUCUUGAGGAAUAUCUACAGCAAGCUGCAGUACGACUUUGAAAACUGCACGAAGGACCCAACCAACAGCAGCGUCAACUUUGCACUGAUGAACAAGCUGAUCAACUUGUGUGCCCACAUAAGCUACUCCGAUAUCGCCAGCGUGAGCGCCAAAUUCCAAAGCCACUUCGACAAGGUCGAGAUGCUCUACUUCAACUUCCACACAGACAAGACGUACAAAAAGAUUUACGACAAGGUGUGGAGGAAGAAGGCGGGCAUAAAGACGGACGAGGGGGGAGAACACGAUGCAAAAAAAAUCAACAUCAUCAAGCUGAACUGCGACAGUGGCGGCGCGACAAAGCAGGGGAAGAGCUCCAAGGAGGUGGUGAACCUGUCCUACUUCGACAUAUUCCUCCUGCUGCAGAAUAUCUACCCGGAGAUCUUCAAAAAGAACGAAAUCAUCCUGCUGUUUCUCUUUCUCGACUUGUACGAGCUGAUCACCGUGGAGGAGUCGACCCCGUUUGACUGCGUCUCGUUCAAGCUCUACCUGGACGAGCUGGUGGCCAUCAAGAAAAACUACUUCAUCUGCAAGUACAAGCACAUCGACUGGCUGAGCAGUUUGGGCGACCAGGACAAGAACGCCUUUUCGUUAAACUUGUUCAUUUUGAAUGACAAGUACCACCACCACUGCAAAGACGUGCUGCUGAAGAUCGAGAAGUACUACGACGAAGUGGACUACCUGGUGGCCACGAACAACGAGCGGGGGAGCAUCCCCCUCAUCCUAAACUACUUCAACCGCGUGGAGAAGAAAAAAAAGACAAACACGUUGGAGUCCUUGUAUGUGCUGAAUAAGUACACCCUUUUCCUCCCCCCCUGCACGGACUACAUGAAGAUGGGCGAUAUAGAGGAUGUGCAGAAGCUGCUGGAGGCCGUGGAGGGCAAGGAGAAGGAGCCGAUCAGUGCGGCUAUUUUGUCUCUGCGGGAGUUCCACAGGCGGGCCCUUGCCCAGGGGGGGGAGGCCCCCUCAGAGCUCAAGUUCUACCGCUCCCAAAACUACUACAUCUUCGUGACGCGGUGCGGGGGCAAAGCCAUCAACGUGACCGCGGGGCGCAUCCUGAACAACAUAGACUUUUACUACAAGCUGAAGGCCUUCGACUUUAAGGACGUCAUCCUGAGGAACGAGAACCAACAGGAGAGGCACUUCCUGCUCUCCUUCUUUUUGUCCAUCAUCAUUUUCAAGUUUUACGACAAGCGGAUUGUGCACAAGGUUUUGGGAAUGACGAAGGCCUGCUCGUGCCAAAUCUCCGUGGGGGACAACACCUACAGCGACGUCUACAAGCACUUCAAAUUUCUGUUCAUGAAGGACAACAGCGUGAGCGUGCUGAAGGAGCCCCCCCAGGGCGCGCAGGCGAGUCACAGCCCUGUGGGUAGCCACAGGCCGAAGAACGAACGGGAUGAAAAAUUUUACCUCGUGAUGACGAAGCAAAUGUGCCUCAAAAAGUUCACCAACAUUGACCACAACGUUGUCUUUUGGGGAAUCAACGACGUGUGCCUCAGCGUGCUAUACAAGCUGAUGGCAAAUAAUGAGUUCUUUUUUAAUAACAUAAUUAUAGUCACCUCGUAUAGAAAUAGACUUCUGGAGGGAACCCCCCCUGGAGCAGAAGAGACAGACGAUUACAUCUGCAACAGCAUCAGAAAAUGGAGCCUGGAAAAUCUAGCCAUGUACAAAAGGCUAUCAAAUUUAAUGGUCAAACAGAGGGUCAAAAUAAUUCACGACAAUAUUUUUAAUAUCGAUCGGGAGAAUAAAAAAAUUGAAUUAAAUAACAGCCAAUUUAUUUUUUAUGAUUACCUGUUCAUCUGUUUUGAUAAGGAAGACGUUAGCACUUACUCGUUCCAACUGAAUAGCUACCAAGUGGGGAAAAAAAAAAACUUUAAUUUUAUUGAGAGGAACAAGAGCUCCGCUUGCCCCAAUGAGCGCUUUGACUUUCUGACCAAAGCGAAGGAUUACGAGAAGUUCGAGGCGAGUGAAUGGCCCGCAAAGGGGCGAUCCCUCGAGAGGGGCACGCCUCGCAGGGGGAAGAGGCAACAUGUGGGUAGGGCACUCUUCGAAGGCACGAAAAGUGGCUUCGCCAAAGUGAGCGGAGGGAAAGACGCGAUAAGCAAUGUGCAUCAUCCCGGGGGGGGAGACCCCUCCAGCAGCUCCGGCUCCGACUCCAGCGAGGGGGGCGUCACGGGGUUGCCACGUAAAGGGGAGAAAAUUGGAGGAACGCUUCAUGUCGGGGAGAAGCAUGUCCAAACGCUGCACAAGCAGAGGGGUGAACCCCUCGGGGGGAAACACCCAACGGGGGAAUCGGGCAAAGCGGACGAGGGGGAGGAGAACCACUCUGACUACUCAACGUUAUCGUCCAGUUGCAUACAAACGAGUGAAACGAGUCAGUCGGAGGGGGAGGCGAAGGGGGAGGCGAAGGGCGGUGUGGCUUUCGAAGUGGUCGAAACGAAGGAUGAUGCCGCCGAUCAGCAGGGUGGUAACACCACGAAAAGGGGUCCCCCAAUAGACGGCACAUUACAGAGGGGGAGUUUAAUCGGGGGAGCCGCGCCGUCUCAGCUGGGCGAGGGUAAAAAAAUGGGGUCAAAAGGGGCAGACAAAGCGGGGAAAGCGGUUAAGGCGGGCAAAGCAAACAAAGCGCACAAAGCGCACACCGCGGCUAAGGCGCACACGGGGGAGAGAAAAAACGUGGAGGGGCUGUUCAGCAUCAGCGACCCCUUCUUGGAUAAAUACUUCGGCGCAAACAGCACCUACAUGACCGUUGUGAAGAACUGCGUGAGCUACAUCGUCGUGUACAGCGACAACAUGGACGUCCUGAGCGUCGUCAACUUCUUCCUGAGGAACGGAGUGAACGCGUACAAGCUGCUGAUCAUAUCUCCACACACAUGUGCCAAGUGCAGGGGAAAAAAGGAAAAAAAUAAUUUAAGGGAAAAAAUAACCAAACAUAGGCUCUAUUACCAGCAGAAGGAACAGCUAAAGCAAAAUUACAUCAUCUCUGAUGAGUCGAUUAGGAAAAGUUGUUACCAUAAGAAUUGCGUGCCUGAUAAUGUUAAGCAGGUCCUAAAAAAAGUGUUUGUCCUUUUCCAUUUUCUAAAAAUCCGUAUCAUCCAGGGGGAGAUCAUUGCCAUUAAGAAGAGCAAGCAGAACAGGUUGAAACACGUCGUGGUUCGCUUUUGCAAACAUGGGAAGGUCGAUCCGACGUUCGCAUCUGCUCAGAAGUUUAUUUCGAAAAAUACUGUGCUGAUUCCUUGCAGGGUUAUGCUCUGCUCCUACGCGUUCAACAUCAGCAACCACCUGCACUACGUGCUCAACAAGGCCUCCAUCGUCUACAACGACCGCAUCUGCGUGAAUCACAAUUUUCAAACGAACGACAAAUUCAUCUUCAGCGCCGGAGAGCUGUGCGCAUUUUCGAGCAGAUACCGAAUCGGCAAAGGGAACAUCUUAAACCACGAGCAGUACAAUGGCAGCGAAAUUGGGAAACUCGUAAGCAAAAGGUUUCUACGCAUUAUCAUGCAGAAUGUUCGUUCGCCCUGCGAUUUGUCCGGCUCGAAGAAGAGCGCGAAGGAAGCGCCCCAAGGAGGUAGUUCUUCCCCCCUCGGGGCAUCCACAAAUGGAGGGAAUACCCAACGUGGUGAAAGAGGCAGAGAUGACGAUACCUACCAGGGGGGGGACGCAGACAACCCUGUGGAUCUGUACAAAACGCUGAAGGUGUUCGAGAAGCCCAUUAUCCACUUCAGCUGCCUCCCCUGCGAUUUUUACUUAUACCAUUUCCAAGCGCCCACAGGGGACCUCUGCAAGUUCCACGACCCCUGCGCUGUGGGGAAGGGCAGCAUCCGCGGUGCGGGCAAGGUUGGCGACUCGGGCAGUAUCAAUCGUGUAAACGCCACAAACGUGUACAACGAGGCCUUCUUGACGGACACCCUAAAGAUAUGCGUGCGAGGGGACAUGCAGCUGAGCGAGCGCUUCAAGGUGAAGCACUUCGAAGUCGCCAGCAACAUCAGCACGGAGGGCUACUACUGCAGGGUCACGACGAAUUCGCUGAACCUCAUAAACUCGUUCACCUACUUGGGGCGCCAAAAACUGAACUUCCACAACCUGCACAAGCUGUGCAACAUGUCCAUGAACUACUUCUACGCGAUUCUGAAAAACAUAAGGAGCGACCCCCACUACGACAUUUUGAGCCUGCUGAGUGAGGAGAGGGAGAAGUCCAUUUUUCACUACAAGUUCCAGAUGUUUAGGGAAAAGCUGAAGACGAAGUUGAUGCACCUGCCCUUGGUGAAGGAGUCCAUCCACGCGCAGCUGCGGGGCGUCAACGACGCGGAGUCCUUCCGGCAGUACGUGCGCGAGCAGCUGCUCCUAGAAGACGGCCCGACGACGGACCUCAUCAAGGAAAAGGUGGAGACGCACCUGAUCGAAUACAUAAAGGAAAACCACGAGUUGCUCAACGGGUACUACUUGCCCAGUUGA